AUGGCACCGGAAUUUUCGAGUAAUUGGAAGAAGCUCCAGGCGACGUUGAAAGCAGAAUCGAAAGCUAGUACGGAGCGGAAACGGAAAGCGAUUCCUACUGAGCGACAACAAAACUCCAUCGCAAAGCGUAGGAGGUUAGAAGGCAACCCGGUCAAACCGUUCAAAGUCGUACCCAAUCCUUCAAGGGUCGCAAAGAAGAGAAAAAUGGGUAGCGGCGGAAGUGUCGAGGCAGCCGUGCCAUCACCAGAGCAGUUAGAAGCACCUGAAGAUGCGAAGGCACCUUCUGCUUCGCUGGCUCUCUGGGCAGAAGACAAUGAUAUCUCACCGAAAGAUCUCGCCGAGGCAUAUGGAGGAGGUCUGAAGGAUACCACGAUCAAAGGCACAAAGGCAGAUAUAAUCAAUGGAGGCUUGAUUGAGGGCGUCGACAUUGGCAAAUACGUAGGAAUCGAUUGCGAAAUGGUGGGAGUGGGGGAAGGAGGAGCACAGUCUGUCUUAGCCCGAGUCAGUAUUGUCAACUUUCACGGCACGCAGGUGUACGAUUCGUUUGUGAAGCCGAAGGAGUUUGUUACGGACUGGAGGACGUAUGUCAGUGGUGUCUCGCCGAAAAAUAUGACGACCGCGAGGGAUUUCGAAGUCGUUCAGAAGGAGAUUGCGGAAAUAUUGGAGGGGAGAGUUUUGAUUGGACAUGCGAUCAAGAAUGAUUUGGCAGCCAUGAUGUUGGGCCAUCCAAGGAAAGACAUUAGAGAUACGUCGCGGUAUUCAGGGUUCAGGAAGUACAAUGGAGGAAGGACGCCGAGUCUGAGGAAGCUGGCUAAGGAGUUAUUGGGGGUGGACAUCCAGGGAGGAGAACAUUCAAGUAUCGAGGAUGCUCGAGCUACAAUGUUGCUGUUCAGAAGACACAAGUCAGGCUUCGAUGUCGAGCAUGCUCAACGGUAUCCAACAGCAACACCUGGACCAAAGAAACCUAAAGGACAAAAGAAGAAGAAAGGCAAACGUUGA
Cadophora gregata is the source of this 999-nucleotide messenger RNA. It is a transcript of the gene REX4, whose product is annotated as 3'-5' exonuclease. NCBI's taxonomy places the organism in Eukaryota, Fungi, Ascomycota, Leotiomycetes, Helotiales, Ploettnerulaceae. The transcript has a single exon. Gene Ontology annotation, molecular function: nucleic acid binding; 3'-5' exonuclease activity. The coding region runs from base 1 to 999 and encodes 332 amino acids. Gene Ontology annotation, cellular component: nucleus. Gene Ontology annotation, biological process: ribosomal large subunit assembly; rRNA processing. The record is from RefSeq and is a predicted model, not a curated record.